Molecule: messenger RNA, 2336 nt
Organism: Mugil cephalus (flathead mullet)
Lineage: Eukaryota; Metazoa; Chordata; Actinopteri; Mugiliformes; Mugilidae
Gene: fam43b
Product: family with sequence similarity 43 member B
Exons: 1
Coding region: 202-1212 (336 amino acids)
Source: RefSeq, a predicted model, not a curated record
AGGAGAGGAAGGAGGAGCGAAUGGGUGAACAGACUAGCUGAGGCUCGCAGCUCUCAGUCUCUCCUCUGUGCUUCGCAAAGCAGCUUCUCUCGGCUUUCCCUCUCUCCCUUUCACACAUCGACUUUCAUACACUUCUUGCCUGAGCUGACGAGAGGAAACGCAGCAGCAGAGGGGCUUGCUUGCUACAACUCCUCCCGCACCAUGCUCCCCUGGAGAAGGAAUAAGUUUGUUCUGGUGGAGGACGAGGCCAAGAGUAAGCCCAAGAGCCUAGGGACCGGGCUGACCUACCACUCCAUCCUCUCCUCUCUGCUGCGCUCUUGUCCUGACUUACUACCUGACUGCCCCUUCGACUGGGUAGGCAGCAUCUUUCAUACCAAACGGCAAAAGGUGGAACUGAACAAAGAGGAGCCUGUUUACAAUGUGCGCUAUCUGGGAAGUGUGGUCACCAUCACGGCAAAGGGAGACGGCUGCACCCAGGAGGCAGUGGCCAAAAUCUGGGCGAGGAGCAACUACGGGGAACAGAGUGUCAAAAUGAGGUUAACAGUGGGAUCACAAGGCAUCCGAAUGAGCGCAGAUAAAUCUGGGAAAAAGAAACCCAUCCAUCUUUACUCUCUAAACAGAAUCACCUACUGCACCGCUGACCCGUGCCGGCCAAAAAUCCUGGCUUGGAUCUACAGGCAUCAGGUCAAAAACAUGGCAGUGGUGCUACGGUGUCACGCCGUCCUGGUAAGUAAGUCCGAGAAGGCCCAGGCUAUUGCCCACAGCCUGUAUCAGAACACCACCUCCGCCUUCAGUGAGUUCAAACGGCUGAAGCGUCAGAGUGAUUUCCGGCACUGCCAGCAGCAGCUGCUGGGCGAGGAAGCGGUGCCCCUGAUGCCCCUGAGGAGGCUGCUGAACGGGCAGUGCCACUACAGACCUCCCGCUGACAACCCCGGGAGCGCCACCCGCCUCUGCUCCAUCACAGAGGAGGACGAGGAGGAGGAUGAGGAUGAGGAGAAGGACAGCAAAGAUGGGAAGGAGGACGUGGAGGAGCCAGAGGAGGAUGCGGAGAAGCAUCAAGAAAAACAGAAGGUUUUUACAACAAACACAGACCCAACUCAGUUACUGUCAGAGUUGGACAUUGGGGACAUUGCUCGACUGGAGCAGUGCCAAAUCAACUUCGUCAGUGACGGGAACAACAACACGUUUACGUUUAUAACCUCUCUGGUGUGACUAUAAAGCAGUUUAAAGAAUAUGAUUCUGCAACACAACAGUAACACAUUCCUCUCUUUGUCCUUCACUGGUACCCCACUCAGGCUCCCUCCUCACCCAUCCAUGUAAUGUGAAGUGUUUACCAGAAACUUCUCCUACUACCAGGUGGUGGAGCAAAGGCAGCCGAUCGCUCUGUGGGAGUAAUUUCUAUUCUGGCCAGAUGGCUCAGAUGCUGGUUUGACAGUAGCAGUUUGAGAAACUGCGUGUUUACAAAGGAGGGCUGGUGAUGCACAGACUAACGACAGCACAAUGACGAACGAGGACAAUGGUUUCAGGAGACACGAGAGCACUGACACUGAGAUCACUGACUUGCAGGUCACAUAUUGAUCCCAGCAGCGAGCAGGAUGUACACUUAAAGCUGUGUAUACCAGCAGGGACAUUUACUUUUUGGAUCGACUUGUGAUAUUUUUUCAGGGAGGUUCUUUGUAAAUUUGCGUACGUUUUCUAAUACGACAAUCCUUACUGAAAUUCACAGUCACAGACUGACCUUUCUGAGCGCUCACAGUUGUCUGAAGUUUGUUACGGUUUUGCUAAUGAUCGCAGCCGACUAAUGAAAAAGGCUGUAAUUUAGGAGGCAAGCCAUUGAGUUGACAUGUUUAUUGCUGCCAUUUGUUAUAGUCCUUAUCAUUUAUGCAUGACAUGUCAGAAGUAACCUUUUCGAGCUGAGCUUUUGUCUUUUUUCAUAUGACAUCUCAGAUCCUCCAGCUUUUUAAAUGAACACUGUGAUAAACAUGUGACCAGGGCCAAAUUACAACUGUUCAUCCAGCGUUGUCUAGUUUAUGUAAUGCAUUUUUUUAUAUAGAUCUAUUGCAGUGCUGCCUGGUUUGCCAAAAGAAGAAAGUUUGCCAUCGCUGUGCCCUUUUUAGUCAAAUUUUGCUAAUGCAGUUUUUCCAUGAGCCCUUGCAAAAAUAAAGACGUACCCUCAAAAUUGAACACCAGUUGUUUUGAAUAUGACCUUUGCUAAUUUCCUGUUGAUGAUAUCUGUGCUUCUGUCUAAAUAUGGAUUGUGAUUGCUAUGAGAUGAAGCUAUUUAUUUUCCAAAUCCGAUGAAUAAAAAUUACCCUCACUUGGGUUUCCUUCUUGAA